This is a messenger RNA of Nicotiana tabacum (common tobacco), 1729 nucleotides long. RefSeq lists its product as uncharacterized. NCBI's taxonomy places the organism in Eukaryota, Viridiplantae, Streptophyta, Magnoliopsida, Solanales, Solanaceae. The record is from RefSeq and is a predicted model, not a curated record.
CCAGCAAUUGCAACCUAAAGAAGGUAAGAGCCCAACUCUCAUUCGCCUUCAUUUUUUGCAUUUUAGUGUUUUAUACGAAGUAAAAGCUCUAAACUCUGCUCCUUCGAUUGAUUAUUCGCGCAUUCUUAAUUCAAAAAAGAGUUGUGGCUAUGGCUUCUUCAUGUCCUAGUCCACAUGCAAAGUUUUCAUUCGAGUGUCGACCAAAGUUGCUUAAAGAUUUCCUCCAAGACGAGUCCCCUUCUUACUCCUCAAAUAUAAGUUUUCAAUCACACCCUCAAAAAGCUUAUAAAUCUACAAGUCAAAGAUUUUUGAACAAAAAUUCAUCUCAACUACAUAGAAGUCGAUCAUCUAGAGCUGCUUCAGCUACUAUUUCCGCCAUUCACAAGGUCAUUAACAUUGUUAAGUUCUUGCCAUUUACCUAUGUUAAAUCCCCAUCCAUUUUACCUAGAAGCAUUUCGAGAAAACUAUCAAGAAGAAAUCACAAAGAGACUGAAAACUAUAUUUUGAACCAUGAGGUCUCAGUUACUGUCAAAGUCAAAGUCAAAGAUAUCUUACGGUGGAAAUCAUCUAAGGACCUAGUGGAGGAGAAAUCUACACCGUUGGAUUAUGCUCAUUCCCCCUUUAAGUGUGAUUUUACUGCUGAGAAUUUAUCUUCUUGGUGUGGUGAAAUAGACGAAUGCUAUGGCAAAAGGAAUUUACUUGAAGAAGGUGUCGGUGGUUGUUGCGUUACAGAGACAAGAGGAAUCAAAUUGGACCCCAAGGAACACUAUGAGAACGAGCAGCACAGUCCAGUCUCAGUUCUUGAAUCUCCAUUUCGUGAAGAUCAGGACGAAUACUUUUCUUUCCAUAGAACCCUUGUUGAUACUGACAGAAGAAAGUGCAUGCUCAGGGAAAGAAUUCAAGCGUUUGAGAGUCUAGAAGAAGGAAACACUAGCUUUAACGAGGAGGAUGAAGAAAUACAAGAACAAGAAACGCAUGAGAUUGAAGAAAACGCAAAGAAAUUAUUAAGCCAUUUCAAAGAAACUGAAAAGUUGUGCACGGAAGAUUGUGAAGCAAAUGUGGAUCAGCUUUUGUUGGAUUUCUUCUGGCAUGAACUGAUUCAAAACAAUGUUGAUGAAAGUGAAAUCUUAAUGAAAGAAGCUAAAUCUUUGAUCAAUGGAGAGUAUAAUGAUGAAUUUGAGUGGGAGAAUGAGGACAAAAGGGAGGCCUAUAUAAGGGAUAUGCAAGAACUAGGGAGAUGGAAUUACAAGUUUGAAGAGGAGAAAGAAGAGUUGGCGUUAGACUUGGAGUUUGAGGUGCUUACUGAUUUGGUCCAUGAGGUCUUGGUAGAUUUUUUUGCUCUUAAUCGGUAGUAGAAGUGCACAAAAAUACUCGCUUGCUGUCUUGUUCUCUAUCGUCAUGAACUGAGACUACGAGCUGUAAAGGUAGAAAAAAAAAUAGAUCACGAGACGGUGAUUCCGUUUUUUUCUUGAAAACAACUUAGAAUUUGAGUUAAAUCAAUUCGAUCUUUGUGGUCUCUCUUUUACAUGUAUGCAUAUUGACAUGUAUAGAACGUGAUGUAGGACUAAAUUGUAGCUCAACUAGGAGAGGCUGAAUUACAACUGUGUUCGUUCUGUACCCAAGAUUUUUAAGUUGUGGGUGCUCAACCGCCUUAAAUCUCAAAGUGCGGUUGGAGAUUGGCUGUUGUAUGUUAUUAGUAGUAAAUAUAUAGUGUUUGGUUAAAGCAAAA